Messenger RNA from Schistocerca gregaria, 11466 nucleotides. RefSeq lists its product as uncharacterized. Gene Ontology annotation, biological process: regulation of apoptotic process. Gene Ontology annotation, cellular component: nucleus. Gene Ontology annotation, molecular function: p53 binding. The transcript has 19 exons. The record is from RefSeq and is a predicted model, not a curated record. The coding region runs from base 2806 to 9387 and encodes 2193 amino acids. Lineage: Eukaryota; Metazoa; Arthropoda; Insecta; Orthoptera; Acrididae.
UUACGUCACGACUCGCGCCAGGCCGGUCGCAGCGGAGGCGCGCGCGACGCUGCCGCAACAGUCGAUACGGGGGCGCGCCGACCCGCUGGUCGAUCCCGACGCGCCGCCGCCGCCGCCGCUGCCGCUGCCUUCGGCGCGUUCCUCCCGCCGGCAGUCUGCUCGCGCCGCGGUUCGCGUGUCCGCAAGUGCCGCAUGUCCUACUGUGCUGCGAACUAAGCUGCAAAACACUUUAUUCCCCCCUGCCUGGUGAAAUAUUGUUACCACACUAGUUUGGCAUUUAUUUACGCGAUCUUAACUCAUGUUAUCCAGUGGGGCAACGACUAAUGUUGUAUCCCACUCUUUUCAGAAAUCUGUAGAACGUUUUUAUUUUUUUUUUAUUUUGCCGAUACUGUCAGGAUAGAAAAGCACUGUCUCCGCUUAAGGAGAUGCACAGUUGAGAAGCUCGUGAACAGACAGCAGUAUAAAUAUUUAACAUUUUAACAAAUCCGUAGUAACUGAUCUGUUACAAAUUCCAGGCACACGUCACGCUUCACGUACCAGAUUUCUUUUCCCCGAGAGGUCGGCACUCGUAAAUCCUGGUGUAAUCUUCAGUGACGCUCUCCAACCUCGGCAACGUGUGACCUUUGGAGAAGAACCAGUUUAAUUCUGGACCUCGAUCGAGAACCUGUCCUGGACUAAAUAUGGACAACCUCUAAGCGGUGACGACGUGAAAAUGCGACUCAUGGAUGGGCUGUGAAGAACAAUCCCAACUUUACUGUAUUAUUCGCUUUGGAAGGCAUUCGAUUCACUGCUGGACAUAGUUUUUUUUUUCUUUUGACGGACAUUCUGUAUCUGAAGGUAAUUGAAUUAAUUGUGAUACCAACCUUGGCAAUGUCUGAUUUUUGGAGAGAAACCUAAUUAAUUCUGUGCUUCGAAUAAGCGCUGUUGUCAAGUGACUAUGGACGACUGCUGAGUGUCAGUUAUGUGAAAAUCCAACACAGCUCUUGGAUAAUCUGUGAAGACGACUUCCAGCUCGCUUUUGGACGUUAUCUUGAGGGCUUACGGCCUACGAAUGGAGUGGAUUUCGUCGUCUUUGCUAGUACAAGCGUGUUGCUGGGUUGUGUGAGGUGAAAGCACAUUGCUGCGAGGUGCGAUCGUCGGCUGCAAAUACAUGGCGAGGCUCGGCACGCAACGCGGCGAUAAACACAGGGUGUGAGGUGGCGGGUGCUUGGCUCGUAUCGGAAUUCCAACGAUGCUUGACGCACGGUACAGGCAGUUUCGAUCUGCCGUCAGCUUAUGUGAGAACACGCCGUUCUGGAUGUGAGCUCAUGAGCCUACUUCCCUGCACGAAAGCUGGAAAGGAUGAACGACCAAACAGUUGGAUGUCUCAGGGUAUCGACAUUUUUAUACAGAACGUUUUCAAGACUGACUCUGCAGUGAAGUGCAAGAUCUGCCAAACAUCACCUUUUAUGUUUAUCCCUAGAAAUGUCAUGCAUAUGAUGAAGCGAAACUUAAGGGAAACAAGUUUCUCAUUGAAAGAUGUGUAUGAUGCAAUUAUAGCGCUUUGAACACGGCCUUCGUGCUUCUACUGUGGAGCAGAGAAGAGGGCUUGUCUUGAGUAGUAUCCAUUGGUUCUCACUGUUCUGUUGACUGGAGAUGGAGAACACCAGGAGUUCCAGAAAUGAACACUUGUCACGGCUCGCAGACAUUACUGAUCGUGGCAAGAGACAAGAUGUGAUAUAAUCAGAUUGUCAGCACCCACCUCAGGUUACAAAAAUCGCAGUAACUUUAUAUACUACGAUGCAAGGCAUACAGAUGUAUUUCGAGAGCAGUGAUAUAACGUAAGAUCUCAAAAUCUUGUUUCAUCUGCCUCUCUGAUAUACACAGCAGUACACAGAGGCACUACAUUAAAGUCUGCGGGUACCUUCGCAGUGGGAUGUAGAGUUUUUUACUUUCUUUCGUAAGGCGUCAACAAAUUUUUCCUUCUGUAGCAGUUAUUUUCUCAUGUACUGCUGUGUUUGGUCGGCCAUAGCAUGUCUUACAGAACUGCAGUAGGAGAACGUUACGUAGCCCGCUGAUCGAUGCUAGAAAACUGGAUCAGUAUGCCAGGAGUUGCGCCUGCUCUCUGCGGCAUCAGCUAGCUUUGUGCAUUGGAAUUACUUACAUAUUGAAGAAAAAUGGUCGCCGAUUGCAUGUGCGAGAAGAUGAACGUACAAUACAAAUUCACAGACUUACAAUCGUGUCAGAAAAUAAACAAGUAGACUGGAAAAAUAUAACACAUGUAGGGAACUUCUGUCUCCCUAUCCCGUGUGCCCAAAACUUUGUAUAAGGUACCCAGGGUGGUGUGAAUGUUAUAUUCUCCUCUGUGCAGGAUGUCUGAUGUAAAGAACAUUGAUGCUAGUGGAGUGUGGUAGCUCUUGUCUGCAUUCAUACUAUGGAUGAUCAACAGUAAAGCUCCAUUUCUUGAUAUAGUCUUUAGAUGUACCCAUCCAGGAUCAAAAUCUGUUUGGUAGCUGCUCAGCUGUUUUCUGAGAUUUACGGAGCUGAGGUGUUCUCUCUGCCCACACUUCCAGCUUCACCAUCUCGGGAAGCGAGUGACUAAAAGGAAAUCAAGGCUCAAGAAUGGUUUCUUAGCGCCGCGUGGAGAGCUUCACAAGUUUGAGCGAGUAAUGUCGGUCACAGUUCCACAAUACAUGGAGGAACUGUAGCUGCCCUGUGUGCAACAAGAGCGUCGAUGGUACUGAGACCACUGGACACAGGUGUCACAUGAGCUGGCGGUAGGACCUACGGAGCCCCAGCUGUGCGUGUAGAACUUGCCGAUGCGGGAUGCUGGCCUGCGUGUGCACUUCUGUCGCGGCAGCGCCGCCGGCAGGUGCGUCGCGACGCCGCCAGUGGCGCCGGCCCCCACUACGGCCCCCGGGGCUUCCCCGACGCCUGCUGCCGCCACCGGAACCGGAAGCUGCUCUCGCCGCCGGGGGUUCCCCCGGAGGGGGGCGCUACCGCUUCAGCAGUGGCAGCGAAUCGGAAACGACGUCGGCAGACUCUCGCAGUGGUGACGUCAGCAACACCUGUCGUGAGCGUCAAAUGCGGCACAGACUGGUCAAAUGGGACGCCGGAGAGGGCAAGGGAGACAGGCGCAAGCAGAUGGCUCAUCGAGUGGCUCCAGCAGAACUGCGUACCACGCCCACUGGGGACUGUUGGCAGAGCACAGAUUCUUUGAACACAGCUCCCAAAACUCACUUGAUCACUCCAGAGACAGCACCAUCCAUCGGAAGAAAAACAAUGCACGCAAGAGGCGGCGAUGAGAGGCGAACUAAUGGCGUAGAUACGCGCCGAGACGCUGGUAAUAAAAUGGUUAUUCAGAGCUGCGGAAUGCAUAUCAAAAACGAUGGCGAAGGAGCCUUCCCAAAAAACGGUAAAAGCGAAAGAGAUGCAAGAACGAUGAGCAGCUGUGCUGACGAAUCUUCCUCAAGUCUUCUCAGUGGUGUUUUGGAAAACUCUCUUCUCUUUCCGCCGAAAAUUAUAUCUCUAUGGAAUCAAGACAAGACUGGUACCAAAACUGCAAAUUACCUCCAAGGUGUAUCAUCUAUCCGAACGAAUAGUGAGCUCGAGAAAACACUUAGUGGUAUUGCCACACCAAACAAUACUGACAGUGUUACGUCUGAGGAUUUACCACUAAAGGCACAUAUUCCUGCUGAAAAAAGUGUUGUGAUGGACCAGCUUGGCAGUGUCAACCCGUUUUCACCCACAGGAGAGGAAACUCACGUAUGUUCCAUAGAAACCAACGAAAUUAGAGUGAAAUGGGACAAGGUGAAUGACACUAUCUCUUCUGAUAAGACUGAGACUUUGCUUAUUGACACUUCCACUCAUGGCCUAAGAACGAUGCUCUACAAAGCCCUUCUGGCACAAGGUACAGACAUCGGAAAGGGCAUCCAGCGUGCUAAUAUAAAUUCCAACUCGAAGAAUGCUGAAGGAACUGGUAUAGAGGUUCAAACCAGAGGAUUCUUUGUUUCUGGUGAAUGCACGAGGCUGAAUAACUUGAGCAUUGCAAAGAUAGGAGCCCAGAAAGUGCAGUCUGAUCUUCCUCUUAAUAUUGUCGCUUCAAAGUCGGAGUCCACUUCACAAGUGCAACUGUUUGAGAUGGGCAUAAAUGUUCUGAAGUCGGAAUCAUCAACAAAUGAGAGAUCAUCAUGUACUUGCAGCUCCAGAGUUCUCCCAUGUGAUGGCUGUAAUCUGCAUGAUUUAUCAAGUGUUACCAUAAUGAAUGGUAAGGUUCCACUUAGUAGCUAUUCGUUAAUGCUCAGUAAUUCGCUUCAAAACAUAGCUCUGCGUGUUCAGUCCAACAAAGCCUACGAAAUCGAAAUUCCGACUUUGGCAGGAGGCCAAAAGACAGAAAAUAUCUUGACAGUGAAAGAUCCUUCAGACUUUUUGUGCUCCAGUGGAAGCUCGCCCCUGUCAACAAACAAGUCGGAUGUGAAUGUUGCUCUCUGCGACAAUAAACCCAGCCACAAGCCAUCGUCACCACAAAUGGGAUCAGUUCCUCAAGACUCAGCAGCCAGUGAACUGUGUAGAGUCAUUAAAGUAUCAGACAUAGUUGCGAAAUUACGCGCUGCUACAGUGGUAUCUCCUGAGGCAACCAAAAAGGCUUUAAAGGAUUCCCAACAGUCUAGGUAUGAUGAUGAUAAUAAGUUAUGUACCAACACUGAGCGAAUGAUGGAUCUUCCAAGCCCAAAACGUGAGGAUGUACAAUCAACUGAUAAGUCUUACUAUGGUGUAGAUAAGGAGACGGACACGAAAAAUGUAGGGAAAAGCUCUGUUCUACUUGCCUCCUUUGGCGACUCUGUGAGCCAGAAGGAUUUGAGUGACAACAAUCUCGACAAAAUAGACUCUACCAAUACGGAAACUUCGUUUUAUUCCAGCAGUAAACAUCGAGUUGUGUGCACACAAGGGUACUUAAGAAACGUGAAAGUAAAUUCGUUGUCAGACGACCCAGUCGGUUGCUUUGCCGAUUCGAAAGUUGUAUCACCUGACAGUUGUAUGCAGUACAGGCAGUAUGCUAAAGUCCUCUUAGAGGAAUACCAAGAAAUUUUCCCAUUUGAGUGCGACGCAUUGCUACACAGUUUGAGUGUGUCGAGCAAGAAAGUUGCGAGUGAUAGGAACAAUAACUCUGUGGUGAGCACAUCACCAGGGUGCAGUACUGAGUCAGGGGAGCAAUAUAAGAGGGUGGUUGGCUGUGAAUUGGACACUGUAAAUAUGGGUUAUGCGAUUGAUGACAAGAAACUCUACAAUAGGGACUCUGACGAGGCAUCAAGUCCUCUGGCUUGUAGCAGUAGUGAUAAAAACUGGGAUACCUCUAGUGACAAUAAUUUGUGUUCAGAACAGGGAACUGAUCAGUUAUCAAUACACAAUUCAAACCUUUUCGCUAGGCAGCCCUAUAAAGAAUUGUACUCUGCAGUCAGCCCUUCAAGAACCGUCCUAUGUUUGGACUCAAAUACUGUUGCUUCUGGGAGGAACGACGAAUACACAAAGAAACGCUCUGUAGGGACCAUUAACUUUCCGAAUAACGUGUGCGCUAAAAAUGAAAUGAGCCCUUGCAGGAGUGACGGGUACAAUAUUGGAAGUUCCUAUCAGAACACCACAGUAGUUGCGCAUUUGGUUAGUUCACCUGUCUCAUCGGACGUUGCGGACUCUGAAAUACCUGUUGCUGUAGACUGGUCUUUGCUCCCCCCAAACAGGACAGGUCGAGAUAGGGACACAAACGAUGUCAUUAUACCUGGUAACAAUAAGUGCAGUGAGAGGAAGAUUUUGGUGGCUGGUUUGAGUAGCGAUGCUGUUGAUGGUGAAGUGUGGUGGAAAACUGGGUCGGCAAGUGCCGUGGGGAGAUCAAGCUUCAGAGAUGGAUCGGAGUCAUCGAGGUCGCAGGUAGCUGAUUGGUCGUCGCUAUCAGAGCGGCUCUCCUUUCGUCUGCCUCGAAGCCAGCCCGAGCGCCUCAUCGUUCUGCAUCAACAGAGGCGUCAAAAUCACCAUCAACACGAGAAACAAGCAACUGCCAUAGAGCUGCCGGGCGACGUUCCGGCGCUGAGCCUGAGGGAGCUGCGCGACAUGGCGUGCCGGCAGCAGUCGCAGAUCGAGUCGCAGCGCCAGCUGCUGGCCGCGAGGGAGCAGCGGCUGCGCUUCCUCAAGCAGCAGCAGCUACACCUCCAGCCGCAGGGCGCGCCCAACCAGCAGAGCCAGCAGGGACAGCAGCAGCAGCAGCAACAGCAGCAGCAGCAGCAGCAGAGAGCGCACGAGGCGGAGCGGCUGCGCAGGCUGCGGGAGCGCGUGGAGGCGCAGGAGCUGAAGCUGCGGAAGCUGCGCGCGCUGCGGGGGCAGGUCGACGCGCAGAGGCAGGGCAACGCCGCGCUCACGUCCGACCUGGACUCUAUCCGCGCGCUGUUCAACGAGAAGGAGAAGGAGCUGUCGGUGGCGGUGGCCAAGGUGGAGGAGCUGACGCGCCAGCUGGAGGAGCUGAGGGCCAACCGCGGGGGCGGCGCCGGGGGCGGAGGCGGGGACGGCUCGCUGUCCGCGGGGGCGGCAGACGGCGCGCCGCCAGGGGCCGCCGCGCUGGAGCUGGACCGCCUGCGCCGCGAGCUCAUGUACCGGAACAAGCUUAACGAGCAGCAGCGGCUGUGCAUCUCGCAGCAGCGCGAGGCGCUGAGCCAGCGCCAGGCGGAGGCGGCGUCUGUCGACCGUCGCAUCUCGGAGCUGCAGGGCCGCCUGCACCGCAAGCGCCUCCUCAACCAGCAGCACACCACCACCAACAACCACCACACCAACAACAACAACAUCAACAACAGCGCCAACAACAACAACUCCAGCAGCAUCCUCAACAACAACAAGCAGCAGGCGAUCCAGCAGCAGCAACAGCACAGGCCUGCUGUGGUGGGUCACGCCCAGGACCAAAAGCCGGCAUUCCUGCUGAGGCCCGGAGGCAAUGUCGCUGCCGUUGAGCCGUACCUCCAUGUCCCGGCACCACAGCCGCAGCAGCAGCAACAACAGCAGCAGCAACAACAGCAUCAGCAGCAACAGCAUCAGCCCAUGUCUGCCGACCAGCAGGAGAAGCCCCUCACCCAGGGCUCCCACAAUGCCCACCAGGAUGACAUAUCACCUUCAGAGUUUGGGGGCAGCAAGGCAGACCCAAAGUACCAAACACUGCCAUACAAUACAAAGUUCACAGUCAGCUUCUUGUCAAAGACGGCAGUGGGUGGCAAUGAAGUGGAGACUGCUAGGAAUGCCAUCAACAGCAACCUGAACAGCAAUUUUGGCAGCAGCACUGGUGUUAGCCCUGCAAACACCAAUAUGGGGCAACAACAACAGCAACAGCAGCAGCAACAGCAGCAGCAGCAGCAGCAGCAGAUGAUGUCAGUUGCACAUAGUACUCCACUGUCAGGAAUAAACAAAGGUCUGGCAAUUGGUGUUGGGCAGCAACAGCAACAGCAGCAGCAGCAACAGCAUGAGAGUCCCAAUAACAAGCAAUCAUACACCAGUGGUGGCCGGCCUGCAUUUGGACUACCACCUCAGCCGUUCCUUCCAGGGCUCCACCGCUCUGCCCCAGCGGGUGCACCCAGCUCUGGUAUGGGGAACAUGGCCCAGGGCUCUGUACACCAGAAACCAGUCAGCAGUGUAGCACCGACGUCAGUGCAGCAUCAGAAGCCAUCUCCAAUUUAUCAGACGUCAUCGACAAAGAUACAGCCGGUGCAGCCGCAAACGAUCAGCUCUACAGCUCCCCAGCAGAUGUUGGUGCUGAGUCCACCACAGGGGAGCUCGACACCUCUGACUGGCACACCAGAGUCCGCCCCUACCUCUGCGUCGGUAACUGCAGCGGCGACUCUUCAGCAACCUUCCACUCCGAAGCCGGCGCUGCCGCCUAAGCCGACGGUGCCGCAGGCGAAGCCCACGCCGCCACCGCCACCCAGGCAGACGGCACUCCACCAGCAUCAGGGCUCAGCAGACGACAGUCUAACCACCUUGAGACAACAGGAGGCUGUACCGGACGACGGCAGCCCCAGUGCUGUGCCGGGACUGGGAGAAGACCAGCAGCAGGCCACGCCCCCACCCCUCCCCAGGUUGCCUGAGGGGCCGCAGCACCAGCAGCCGCCCCCACAGGCACAAGCCCCACCUCCACCACCUGCCAUAAAGGCGAGGGGCCCCAUCAACCUGUGUCGGAAGCAUAUGUCGGAGCAGCCGAGGCUGAAGGGCACUGCAGGCCCCGGUGGAGUCCACGUCAGUAUCAACAGGCGGAUCGAGAUGCCUCCGGCCUUCCUCUUCCCUGAGACAGAUGCACCUCCCUCAGAUUUGGUGCACAGCUCUGCCUCGACUGUGACGUCUUCAUUACCGACACCAACAAUGACUACCUCUGUGAACUCUGCUAUCCAGCAGGGAAGCAGUGCGGUCACUUCCCUGGUGACAAACAGCUCACCAGAUGAUGUUGACCGCCUCGCAACUGGAGUGAACGCUGAGCAGGAUGAUUCUGCGGGUGGGGCGACUCUUACCCUCUCGCAGCAGCAGCAGCAGCAGCAGCAGCAGCAGCAGCUUGCAGAGGAUAACAGUGCUGUCAAAGCUGAAGAUUCCUCUGAGACAAACUCGGAUGAACAACAGCAACAACAGCAGCAAGGAUUGAGUGUCCAGCCAGGUGGUGAUUCGGCAGUGGUGAGGAGGAAAGGUAACCUGAAAGUGGGGACAAACAGUGGCAACACGGGAUCUGGCAAUGGCAGCGGGGAGGGCAAGGGUGGGCAGCUACGGCGGGUGAGCUUCGACCCGUUGGCGCUGCUGCUGGAUGCCAGCCUGGAGGGUGAGCUGGAGCUGGUGCGUGCUACGGCGGGCCGCGUGCCCGACCCCAGUGCUGCCAAUGACGAGGGCAUCACCGCCCUGCACAAUGCCAUCUGCGCAGGGCACCUUGGCAUCGUGCGCUUCCUCGUCGCCUUCGGCUGCGACGUCAACGCCCAGGACAGUGACGGCUGGACGCCUCUGCACUGUGCUGCAUCAUGCAAUAACCUGGCCAUGGUGAAGUUUCUCGUGGAGCACGGAGCGUGUAUCUUUGCAACAACGCUUUCAGACCAUGAGACAGCAGCAGAGAAGUGUGAGGAAGAUGAGGAAGGCUUUGAUGGAUGCUCCGAAUAUCUUUAUAGUGUCCAAGAAAAGCUCGGAAUUCUCAAUGGUGGUGUCGUGUGGGCAGUCUAUGACUACGAAGCACACAACCCGGAUGAGCUAAGCUUUCGAGAGGGUGACCGCCUGGUGGUCCUGCGGAAGGGAGAUGAAAACGAACGCGAGUGGUGGUGGUCGCGGCUCGACGACAAGGAGGGAUAUGUGCCUCGCAACUUGCUCGGGCUCUAUCCUAGAGUGCAGCCUGGCAAGAAGAUAGUUGAAUGACCAACGUAAACAGGCUGCCAACUUGCCACCAACUCAGGGGAGCAAAUCCAGUCCAGACAGACAAUAGUUUAAGCUUUUUGGAAUUUAUUGACUGAAGUGUGUCAUCGAACUGACUGAGGAUAUUUUACUGUCCUGCAUUGUACUUCAGGCCUACGAUAGAGUAGAUACUACAGGUUCUAAACUUGUUACAUAUGGAUAGAACUAUGAAUUUGUCUGUGACCAUGACUCGAUGUGAUUCUUUUAUACUAAAAUGCAAUCACAGGCAACACUUGAAGUACAAAAACUGAGAACAAUUCAGGCUUUAAUAGGCAUCAAAUUUCGAUGCUCAGAGUUAAGUGUAUAUUAUGUAAACUGUAAUAGAGACAGAUGUGAUUAGGCUGAUAUGUAAUGUUUCUAAUAGAAGGCAACAAUGAACUGUGUAUGUAUGAAUUAACUGUGAGUUUGGGGAAAUAAUGCCUGCUGUUAUAAAUAUAUGGGAACAGAGUUUUUGAUAUAUUGUACUUUUACAGAACGGCCUGAAAUACUUCACAGUCUUACUGAGUCAAGCCACUUGCCAAUGCAAAUAUGAAUCAUGAUCAAAUUUAAAGUGCACCCUUGAUGUUUUUAGUAACCCAUGGAGGUGUUUGACAAUACACUUCAACAUUUUUACAUAUGUAUUUUGAGGCAAUUCAUCGCAGAGAUAAAAUGUGCAAAGUCACAGCUGCUUCAGUAUUCAUAGCACUAUAUGAAUGGUUUUCUACAUAAGUUAUGCUAAUUAUGAAUUGUGCACAUACUCCAGAAGGUUUAAUUUUUUGCCUUAUUCCUGCCACUGUCCAAUGUAAGAAAAUGGCAGCUGAAAUUUUUUAUACUUUGGCGUGGAGCUUUUGACUGUAAUUUGUGAUGAAUGACAUAUCUUCUCCCACCUCAUUGCCUAUUAAGAAUACUAGACAGUGCCAGGCUAUAAUGGGAAUAUCAGAUCUGAGACACUGUGAGAGUCUAAAUUUAAUAUAAUCUCUGCAUUACUGGUCAUAAUUAUGAGCAGUUAUUGUUAUAGUGAAUCUAUUUCUCAUUUAAUACAUUAUUAAAGACAAUAACAUGUCUAUUGGAAUCUUUCACCUUCACUAAAAAGGUAUAGAUUAAGGAUUGCAUAAAUAGUUCCUGAUAGUGACAAAUACUGUUGAAUGUGGGCAAAGGUAUGUUCCCAAGUUCUCUUUUUAACAUAUCAAAAGAAGUGGUUCUAUGAAGGAUAGAACUAAUUAUCCUAUUGAUAGAUUCCACAAGCAGUGUAAAAAAAGAGAACACACUACUCUUACACUUUCCUAUCUACUGGAAUUCCACAGUUUGAAUUUAUUAUGGAAGUCACAGAUUAGUGAACAUGAUAGCUUUUCAGUCAUAUAGAUGCAAGGUUUUUAAUUCACAAGUUUUGGUUAAAAAAAUCUGAUACACAAUGCUUCUUACCUUUCCUGUAAACUUUGCUGAUGCAAAAUGUGAUACCUGAUAAGAUGCAGAAACUUUGUGAUGGGGAAAACUGAAACAUUCAGUGAAACAUUGUUAUUUGCUAACGUAUUGGCUGAACAAUGUUUCUGUUUAUUGUGUGGGAGCAAUGAAUGGACCACUUGAUCAUUAAUCGGUACUAAAAGGCAAGCAGGAUGAGAAUGCAUGUGUGUGUGUAACUGGCAGCAAAAUCAGACAAACAUUGUAUGCAAGGAAAAGUAAAUGGUUCUGUGCCUUCCUAAUAAAGUACGAAAAGUGGAAAUGAGAAUGUCAGCUGUAAACAUUUUAAUGAACUGUGGGGGUGCACAAUUAGCACUAAAUAAAUAAAAUAUUUACUUGUGAAGCAGUAUAAGUGGUAAAGAUGAAAUAUUUUCCAUAUGUACAUAAAUAUAUUAUUGCUGUAUGGAAUAAAAUGCUUUACAUUUCUGGCUCUGCCAGUGUUGAGGAAUGAGUAAAUAGUUUAUACUUUAAUCCCGUUCUGUAAGCAUUCGCCUAGUGGAUGGAUAUACCUUACGUUUAGAGAGAAAUAUUACUAUUACUAUCACUAUGAUUAUCAUUAUUGUAAAUAUCAUGUUGUAACUGAAAUAUAUUUUCAUCCCAGUUUUA